Molecule: messenger RNA, 1302 nt
Organism: Syzygium oleosum
Lineage: Eukaryota; Viridiplantae; Streptophyta; Magnoliopsida; Myrtales; Myrtaceae
Product: probable plastid-lipid-associated protein 4, chloroplastic
Exons: 6
Coding region: 122-916 (264 amino acids)
Source: RefSeq, a predicted model, not a curated record
ACGAUAUUUCGUGCCACGUUCGACGGAAAUUGUACGGACGGCAACACGCCUGCAGAAGAAGGAGGAACGCCUAGAAAGAAUGCAAUCAGCUCACCCAGUCACCACCGCUCAAUGAGCGUAGAUGGCGCUUUCUUCUUACCAUGCUUCGUCCUGCUGCGGCUGCGCUACUCAGUUCCGGUCUCUUCGCCCUCCUCCUCCGGCGCCGCCCAUCCUCGUGUCGCCCUUUUCGCUUCCACCGACUCCCGCCGCCCCCGACGCCCUCGCGAUCUCGCUCCACGCGCGCAAGCUCUUUGCCGGCGCUCGCGCCGCCUCGUUCCCGUCGAGAAGAGGCGUCUCCUUCUUCUCGGGGCUCGCGACGAGAGGCGGGGAGGACGUCCGGAGGUUGAAGGAGGAGCUGCUCGGCGCCAUCGCUCCCCUCGACCGCGGCGCCGAAGCCACUCCCGAUGACCAGCUGCGCGUUGAUCAGAUUGCGCGUAAGCUUGAGGCAAUUAACACAGUGAAGGAGCCUCUCCAAUCUGAUAUGCUUAAUGGCAAAUGGGAGCUUAUCUAUACAACAUCCAAAUCAGUCCUGCAGACCCAGCAUUUCAAAUGCCCAUGGCAGAGACCGAAGUUCUUAAGGCCAAAUGGCAAAAUCUACCAGGCGAUCAAUGUCGAUACUUUAAGGGCUCAAAACAUGGAAACUUGGCCAUUCUUUAAUCAGGUGACAGCUAAUUUGGUGCCUCUAAAUGCAAGAAGAGUGGCUGUUAAAUUUGACUUUUUCAGAAUUGCUGGUUUGAUUUCUAUAAGAAAUCCAGGAAGUGGUCGUGGUCAGUUGGAGAUAACUUACUUAGAUGAAGAGUUAAGGAUAUCAAGGGGUGAUAAGGGGAAUUUGUUCAUCUUGAAAAUGGUGGAUCCGUCCUACAGAGUCCCCCUCUGAAUUUGAUGUAGUUGUACACAAGAAUAUAUGUUGCAUCAGAGAUUCGUAUACCGCAGCAGAACCACGAUCCUAAGAGGAAUUGCCCCCUCCAUUUUCAUGAAUUUGGGGCGUGACGCCGGUUGAGCUUUCGACUGAGUCCUCCGUGCAAAACUUGGUGAGGAGGCAUUGCAAUAUAUUGAUAUUAGGCACCGCCGGGUGUACGGAGGCUCCUCAUUUUCCGAGCAAGAUAAGGGGAUUCUAAGGGAUAUGCUUCUUAAUUCGAAUUAAAAGAGUUGUUAUAACUCAGUCUCUGGGAUUGCACUAUUUAUGUGUAAAAUCGGACUCCCCUCUUGCUUGCCAUGUGUCGUUAUUCCAUGCCGCAAGAGAUAAAAUAUUGAUCGGCCUAA